GUGUGUAAACGGCCUAUUGAAAGGCUAAAUGUCGUAUUUACCUAUUUUAUCUCUGAACUUUUCAUAUGUUUUGCCACUACCUCCAAUUUACUGUAUUCUGGAAUCUGUGUGAAAUUACAAGAAAAGAUUAAGCUGAAGAAGACUUAACAAAGGUUGAAAGAAAUCACUUUAAGGCGGUCGCAUCACGUACUGGUACUACUGAAAGGGCAAUGUUUGCAAAAAAGAAAAAGAAACCACAAAUAUCAACCCCAACAAAUUUUGAACAUCGUGUACACACUGGAUUUGACAAGCGAGAAGGAAAGUUUAUCGGACUUCCAUUACAAUGGGCUUCUAUAGUAGGAAACAAUCAAAUUUUGAAAUCUACAAACAGACCAUUACCUCUAGUGGAUCCCAGUGAAAUAACACCCACGGAAAUUCUUGAUUUGAAGACUAUUGUCAGAGGUCAUAAUGAUCUUAAAGGAAGGAUAUGUUUUAGCGAUAAAACUACAGAAAAUGGAUUACCCAAAACUGGUACUGUUGCUAGAUCUAAUUCUCUUCGUUCUUCAAGCCCACCAAGACUCAGGAGGGAUUACAGGCAUAAUAGUAAUCUACCACCUUCUGUGCCAGAAGGUCAAGAAGUAUCAUCCAGUACGAAUCAAAUACAGGGAUACAGUAAUUUUGCAAAGCAGCAUAAUUAUGUUGAGAAGUUACGUCAAAAUUCACCCAAUGUUGCGACUGGAUUAAAUCCUAAUGUACAAAAUAUGAUUCCAAAUCUUCAAAAUCUCAAUCCAAACAUGCAGUCAUCUCCAAACUUAACUCAGACAGGAUCCAAUGCUCCAAAUCUAUCUUUAAAUUUUCAAAAUUUAAGUCCUAUUAUGAACCCACAAAGUCCUGUGUCAAGUCCAUGUACCCCUCAACUUGCAGAUCCUGAUUUUCACAAACUGAACUCUCAAUUAACAAUAACGUCUAGCCAAUAUAAUGGAAAUAUUCAGGUUUUGUCAAAUACUGAGUCAUCCGCGAGGGACCAACAGGCAGCUCAAAAUGUUGCUGUGCAAAAGAUGCAACCCAAAAUUUCACCAGUUGGAUCCAUUGCUUCGCAACGACCUUUAAGUCAAUUAAGUUCGCAUAACAUCAACAAGUAUUCGCAAGUGUAUAGUAUGCAAGAAAAUUCAUCAGUUUUACCAUCUCAAAUGAAGAAGCCUAUUGAGAUAUCUCAGUCAAUGCAUAAUUUAUCCAAAUCAAACGUACCAUCCUCUGGAAGUAGUUCGACUCCAGAUCAAAAUCAAAAUAUGAAAAGUGCCUUAUCUUCUGGGAACCUAGCAGUUGGUUCAAGUUCAAGUGCUUCCACUAAACAAACAACAGCGGAACAAAGGCUUACACACGAACAAUUUCGAGCUGCUUUACAGAUGGUGGUAAGUCGAGGAGAUCCAAGAGAGAAUUUAGAAAAUUUCCUUAAAAUUGGAGAAGGUAGUACUGGAACAGUGUGUAUAGCAACCGAAAAGAAUACAAAUCGGCAAGUGGCAGUGAAGAAGAUGGACUUGAGAAAGCAGCAGAGGCGAGAAUUACUUUUCAAUGAAGUGGUUAUCAUGAGAGAUUAUCAUCAUCCGAACAUUGUUGAAAUGUAUGAUAGUUUUUUGGUGGAUGAUGAAUUGUGGGUUGUAAUGGAGUAUCUCGAGGGAGGAGCACUGACAGAUAUCGUUACGCAUUCGCGAAUGGAUGAAAGCCAGAUAGCUACAGUGUGUUCCCAGUGUUUGAAGCCACUUGCAUACUUGCAUUCACAAGGUGUCAUUCAUAGAGAUAUCAAAUCGGACUCUAUACUACUUACGGCUGACGGCAGGGUAAAGUUAUCCGAUUUUGGAUUUUGUGCUCAAGUUUCCCAAGAAUUGCCUAGGCGAAAGUCUCUUGUAGGAACACCGUACUGGAUGAGUCCUGAAGUUAUUUCAAGGUUACCAUACGGACCCGAAGUAGAUAUUUGGUCAUUAGGUAUAAUGAUUAUUGAAAUGGUUGACGGAGAGCCACCUUUUUUCAACGAACCGCCUUUACAAGCCAUGCGACGUAUCAGAGAUAUGCCUCCACCAAAAUUGAAAAACUCUCACAAAGUCAGUCCACGUCUUCAAGGUUUUCUUGAAAGAAUGCUUGUUCGUGAUCCGGCGCAGAGAGCUACGGCUACUGAAUUAUUACAACAUCCAUUUCUUAGACAAGCUCAAAGCCCGAGUAUUUUGAUUCCAUUGAUGAGAGGUUCCAGACACACCAACUGUUGA
Messenger RNA from Dufourea novaeangliae, 2240 nucleotides. RefSeq names its product serine/threonine-protein kinase PAK mbt (gene mbt). Bases 210 to 2240 code for a protein of 676 amino acids. The transcript has 7 exons. Gene Ontology annotation, biological process: regulation of MAPK cascade; intracellular signal transduction; protein phosphorylation. The record is from RefSeq and is a predicted model, not a curated record. Gene Ontology annotation, molecular function: protein serine/threonine kinase activity; ATP binding. Gene Ontology annotation, cellular component: cytoplasm. Lineage: Eukaryota; Metazoa; Arthropoda; Insecta; Hymenoptera; Halictidae.